GGCCCAGCCCGCCCAGGCCGCGGGAGGGGCGGGGCACGGGGAGCCCUAUAAUUGGAGCAGCCCGGGAUCCCGCAACCCUGCGCAGACCCCGCGGAAGGAAUCCCUGAACCUAUUUCUGCAGCGGCUGGUGAGAGACCCCGUCGGGGCGCAGGGAUCAGCGAGCAGGCCUUGGCUGAUCAAUCACAGGCGGGAAGAUGAAGGUCCUGUGGGCUGCUCUGGUGGUCACGCUUCUGGCAGGAUGCCGGGCAGAUGUGGAGCCAGAGGUGGAGGUGCGGGAGCCAGCAGUGUGGCAGAGCGGGCAGCCCUGGGAGCUUGCGCUGAGCCGCUUCUGGGAUUACCUGCGCUGGGUGCAGACCCUGUCUGACCAGGUGCAGGAGGAGCUGCUCAGCAACCAGGUCACCCAGGAACUGACGCUGCUGAUUGAGGACACCAUGAAGGAGGUGAAGGACUACAAGGCGGAGCUGGAGAAGGAACUAGGACCGGUGGCAGAAGACACGAAGGCUCGGCUGGCCAAGGAGCUGCAGGCGGCGCAGGCACGGCUGGGGGCAGACAUGGAAGAGGUGCGCAACCGCCUGUCGCAGUACCGCAGCGAGGUGCAGGCCAUGCUGGGCCAGAGCUCCGAGGAGCUGCGCGCGCGCCUGACCUCGCACCUGCGCAAGAUGCGCAAGCGGCUGCAGCGCGACAUCGAUGAACUGCAGAAGCGUAUGGCUGUGUACAAGGCCGGAGCCCAAGAGGGCGCCGAGCGUGGUGUGAGCGCCAUCCGAGAGCGCCUGGGGUCCCUGAUAGAACAGGGCCGUCUUCAAGCCCUGACCAGCCAGCCACUGCAGGAGCGCGCACAGGCCUGGGGUGAGCAGAUGCGCGGGCGGCUGGAGAAGGUGGGCAGCCAGGCGCGCGACCGCCUGGAGGAGGUGCGUGAACAGAUGGAGGAGGUGCGCGUCAAGGUGGAGGAGCAGGCCGAGGCCUUCCAGGCGCGCCUCAAGAGCUGGUUCGAGCCCAUGAUGGAAGACAUGCGGCGCCAGUGGGCCGAACUCAUCCAGAAGGUGCAGGUGGCUGUGGGCGCCAGCACCUCGGCUCCCAGCCAGGAGCCCUGAGCAGCCAGCUUCCGCCCCACCCCACCCACUGGAGUCCCUCAGCCAGCAGGAGGCACCAGGCUCUGUACCCACCCCCGCCUGCUCCUGGAGGGCUCUAGUUAAUAAAGAUUGGAAAGAUUUGCCGAGCCUCGCA
Molecule: messenger RNA, 1224 nt
Organism: Cavia porcellus (domestic guinea pig)
Lineage: Eukaryota; Metazoa; Chordata; Mammalia; Rodentia; Caviidae
Gene: Apoe
Product: apolipoprotein E
Exons: 4
Coding region: 195-1091 (298 amino acids)
Biological process (GO): positive regulation of nitric-oxide synthase activity; cholesterol catabolic process; lipid transport
Cellular component (GO): extracellular region; intermediate-density lipoprotein particle
Molecular function (GO): lipid binding; amyloid-beta binding; very-low-density lipoprotein particle receptor binding
Source: RefSeq, a predicted model, not a curated record